CUGUCUGGCAACUCUGCAUUUCGUUUAUAGUCAGCUGUUUUGACGUAACAUUUAUUCUUAAAUUCCUUGAAAUCAGAAAGUAAAUUAAGUUUCUUUUGGGAAAACAUGGUGCGACCAAAUUUAAUUUUGUUGACCAAACGUGUGCCCCUUAUACAAUUUCGUAAGGGCGGCUUGGCAGCUGCCAGCAAUAAGCCGAGCCCAAGUCAGCAGGCAAGUUCAGGGGAUGCGAAAAGCAAAAAGAUAACGGGCGAACCGGCUAUUGAGGAUUGGCAGCUGCCUGCACGCUUUGCACGGAAGCCAAUUGACCCACUGGAAGCUGAAUAUAUUAACAAUGGCGGCAUACCUAAUUAAUAUCCUGUAAAUCUAAAAAAAUAUAAAAUAACAUAUAUCGCUGUAACUUCUGCACUGGAAAUAAAUUAUUAACAAGUUUAUGUAUCGAAA
Messenger RNA from Drosophila sulfurigaster albostrigata, 441 nucleotides. RefSeq lists its product as uncharacterized. Lineage: Eukaryota; Metazoa; Arthropoda; Insecta; Diptera; Drosophilidae. Gene Ontology annotation, biological process: 2-oxoglutarate metabolic process. The record is from RefSeq and is a predicted model, not a curated record. The transcript is spliced from 2 exons. Bases 106 to 351 code for a protein of 81 amino acids.